AGAAGGAUGGUCCAGCAGAUAGAGGCGGCAGCAUGCUGAGCGCAGCCGCCGCACAAUGCCACAUACAAACUUACCCGAGCAGUGGAAGUAGACUUCUUUACUUUCAUGCCACCGCAGGGGUGACAACAGGAGCCAAACGCACAGAGCCAAAGAUUAAAACAAGCAGCGGUCAAACAUCCGCAGCCGCUCUGGUGAUCCGCUCUGCUCAGCAUAUUCAGUAAGGAGAUUUAUAACACGCAACCUGAAGAGAUGAGCGGCAGCAAGAAGAUGGAGGAUGAGGCGGUGCUGGACCGAGGGGCGUCCUUACUCAAGCACAUCUGUGAUGAGGAGGAGGUAGAGGGUCACCACACCAUUUACAUCGGCGUGCACGUGCCCAAGAGCUAUCGACGUCGGAGGCGUCACCGUCGGAGAACCAGCCACAAGGACAGAAAGGAGAAGUUGACGGAGAACACCUCUGACAAGUCGGACACGGAAAACAACGAUGAGGCCAGCAACAGCAUCCUCAAACCUCUCAUCUCGCCAGCAGCUGAGAGGAUCCGCUUCAUCCUCGGGGAGGAGGAUGACGGCCCAGCACCCCCACAGCUCUUCACUGAGCUGGAUGAGCUGCUGUCGGUGGAUGGACAGGAGAUGGAGUGGAAGGAGACGGCCAGGUGGAUCAAGUUUGAGGAGAAGGUAGAGAAAGGUGGUGAAAGGUGGAGUAAACCCCACGUGGCCACGCUGUCCUUACACAGCCUGUUUGAACUGCGGACGUGCAUAGAGAAAGGCACCAUCAUGCUGGACAUGGAAGCUUCCACUCUGCCUCAGGUUGUUGAGCUGAUCACUGACAACCAGAUAGAGAUUGGGCAGCUGAAGGCAGACCUGAAGGACAAAGUGAUGUACACGUUGCUACGGAAACAUCGCCACCAGACCAAGAAGUCCAACCUGCGCUCUCUGGCUGACAUCGGCAAGACGGUCUCCAGUGCAAGUAGGCUGUUUUCCAACCAGGAAAACGAUAGUCCCACCACAACUCACCGGAACCUGACCUCCAGCAGCCUGAACGACAUUUCUGACAAACCGGAGAAAGAUCAGCUGAGGAACAAGUUCAUGAAGAAGUUGCCGAGAGACGCAGAGGCCUCCAACGUGCUGGUGGGGGAGGUGGACUUCCUGGACGCGCCAUUUGUGGCGUUUGUGCGUCUGCAGCAAGCUGUGAUGCUGGGAGCUCUGACGGAGGUUCCUGUUCCCACAAGGUUUUUAUUCAUCUUGCUCGGACCCAAAGGCAAAGCCAAGUCGUACCAUGAGAUUGGCAGAGCGAUCGCCACGCUGAUGUCAGAUGAGGUCUUCCAUGACAUUGCGUAUAAGGCCAAGGACAGACAAGACCUGCUGGCCGGUAUCGACGAGUUCCUGGAUGAGGUGAUUGUGCUUCCUCCUGGAGAGUGGGACCCCACCAUCAGGAUAGAGCCUCCAAAAUCCCUCCCCUCCUCUGACAAAAGGAAAAACAUGUACGCAGGAGGAGACUCUCAGAUGAACGGAGACAUGCCUCAUGAUGGAGGUCACGGAGGAGGGGGACACGCUAUAGGGGAAGAGCUGAAGAAGACGGGGAGGUUUUGUGGGGGUCUACUACUUGACAUCAAAAGAAAAGCGCCUUUCUUCAUCAGUGACUUCACCGAUGCAUUUCACAUUCAGGCCCUGUCGGCCAUUUUGUUUAUUUACCUGGGAACUGUGACAAACGCCAUCACCUUCGGAGGUCUGCUGGGCGACGCUACAGAAAACAUGCAGGGCGUGUUGGAGAGUUUUCUGGGCACGGCGAUCGCUGGCGGGGUCUUCUGUCUGCUGGCUGGUCAGCCUCUCACCAUCCUCAGCAGCACUGGUCCCGUUCUGGUGUUUGAACGGCUGCUCUUCAACUUCAGCAGAGACAAUCACUUCGACUACCUGGAGUUCCGGCUGUGGAUCGGUCUGUGGUCGGCGUUCUUCUGUCUGGCGCUCGUGGCCACUGACGCCAGCUUCCUGGUUCAGUACUUCACCCGGUUCACAGAGGAGGGCUUCUCCUGCCUCAUCAGCUUCAUCUUCAUCUAUGAUGCCUUCAAGAAGAUGCUGAAGCUCGCUCACCACUACCCCAUCAACACUGAAUUUAAGAUGGACUACGUCACGCAGUACGACUGCCUCUGUAUGGCCCCUGCUGUUCUAGAGAACAGUACAGACAUCGUCGGUGAUCCUUUAGAAGGUACUGCAGUCUGGUAUUGGAACAACACUGACCUGCCAAUGAACGCCACAUGGUCGUCCCUCACCAAGACGGAGUGCUUGAAGUACAAAGGGGAGCUGGUGGGGAAAGCCUGCGACUCCGUUCCCGACAUCGCCCUCAUGUCCUUCAUCCUGUUCUUUGGCACUUACACCUGCUCCAUGUGUCUGAAGAAGUUCAAGACCAGCCCGUUCUUCCCCACCACUGUGAGGAAACUCAUCAGUGACUUUGCCAUCAUCCUGGCCAUCCUCAUCUUCUGUGGAGUCGACAUGCUCGUCGGAGUCGAUACUCCUAAACUCAUUGUGCCAACUGAAUUCAAGCCAACAAGUCCUAACCGGGGCUGGUUUGUGCCCCCGUUCGGAGGAAACCCCUGGUGGGUUUACCUGGCGUCGGCUCUUCCCGCCCUGCUGGUCACCAUACUGGUCUUCAUGGACCAGCAGAUCACUGCUGUGAUCGUCAACAGGAAGGAGCACAAGCUGAAGAAAGGGGCAGGUUACCAUCUGGAUCUGUUCUGGGUGGCUGUUCUGCUGGUGAUCUGCUCCUUCAUGGGUCUGCCGUGGUAUGUGGCCGCCACCGUCAUCUCCAUCGCUCACAUCGACAGUCUGAAGAUGGAAACGGAAACGUCGGCUCCUGGAGAGCAGCCAAAGUUCCUGGGUGUGAGAGAGCAGAGGGUCACUGGUGUGUUUGUGUUCAUCCUGACAGGACUGUCUGUUUUUAUGUCUCCUAUUCUAAAGUUCAUCCCCAUGCCUGUGUUGUAUGGAGUCUUCCUGUACAUGGGAGUUGCGUCUCUAAAUGGAGUGCAGUUUAUGGAUCGUCUCAAGCUGCUUCUGAUGCCAGCGAAACACCAGCCGGACCUGGUUUACCUGCGACACGUUCCCCUCAGGAAGGUCCACCUCUUCACCUUCAUCCAGAUCCUUUGCCUGGCUCUGCUCUGGAUCCUCAAGUCCACUGUGGCUGCCAUCAUAUUCCCUGUCAUGAUCCUCGCUCUCGUCGCCGUCAGAAAAGCGAUGGACUACAUGUUCUCCCAGCAUGACCUCAGCUUUCUGGACGACAUCAUCCCAGAGAAGGACAAGAAGAAGAAAGAGGAUGAGAAGAAGAAGAAGAAAAAACGGGGCAGCAUAGACAGCGACGCUGAAGACUCUGACUAUCCUUACAAUGAGAAUGUUCCCAGCAUUAAAAUCCCCAUGGACAUGAUGGAGCAGGAGCCCUUCUUAGGUGAUAAGGCCUGUGACAGAGACAAGUCCACUUCAUUCCUUGACCGACACACAUCGUGCUGAGCAGCUUCGCUACUACAAGUCCAACUGCUUGUCCAGCCCUGAGAUGAGUCCGCUGAAGUCUGUGCCUCAGAUUAGAAUAGACAUGGACCCAGACGAUGAUAAUUCAUUCUACUGGAAGAGCAGAGGAUCUGAAACAUCUCUGUAGAGCACUGAACCACCGUCGGGCGAAUCCUGCAGCAUCCGCAACACAACUCUCUCUGUCUUUUACUCACUUAAUAUUAAAAAUACUGUCUUUUUUUUUUUUCUAUUAAUGGAACAGUUUUAAAACCAUUUCUUUCCUCACUAUCUUCUCGUGGUCUUUGUCCCACAGCUCCACAGUAAACAGUCUUUGUGUCUGACUUGAACACAGUUAAAUGUAACUCCUUACUUACUCUUCUGUUCAGCUCCUGCCACAUACCGCUGAUCAACAGUAAAAUGCUGCAGCUCUCUGACCAUGCAUGGAGUGAUGGAGUGCCCUCCCUGCUCUUUUUAUAUAAAUAUAUAUAAAUAUCAUCUGUCUGAAUUUUUAUAUAAAUCAAAUUACUCUAAUAACAUUUUCCUGUAGCAGGAAAAUUAUGUUUUUAUAGCUCUACCUCUUGUUUUAGAUUCAAUGCUUAUUAUGAACAAAUGCAACAUGUUGAUUUUUGACGCAGCAUGGGGUUUUGAUAUUUUCUCUCUGGCUUCUUGCAGAGAUGAAAUGAUUCAAGAGAUUCACUGUAUUAUAGCUUGUGAAGGAAAUGUGUGCAAAUAGAUAUUUUAAGUAAAUUAACAGUUAAUUAACAAUGCAUAUUUGUAUGUGCAGAUGAGAUGAAUAUUUUUAUCAUCACUUUUUGAUGCAGCUUUGAUUGCUUCACCUUCUCUUUCUAAUUUUCUGAAUCUUUCUUUCACAUGUUCAAUUCAAAACUUUUGUUACUUGUUUAAAUUAAAUCAAACGUGUCUAUCUUUUUUUUUUUUAUGAUUAUGUUGUGUGUGUAUGUUGGUAACCUUUUCUUAUGUCAUUUUUUUUCUUUGUGGGUAGAAAACAGUUCAGCGAUACAUAAUCAUCUGAUUUUCCUCAGCCAAACUUAAACUCUAAUUAGGAGUUCAUAUCAUAUAAUUACUUGUGCUUUACCUAAGUGGCUUAUAAGAGAUUGAUCCAGACUGAAAUUCUUAUCGUAACAAUAUGAGAAGGGAAUCAAAUCCAUGUAAGCCUCAUGCAGUGGGACGGGCUCGUUUCUUUUUGUCUCAGCUGCUGUUGGAAUUAUCUGAUGUGAAAAUGGAAACACGUUUCAUUUUGUUUUGUGUAUUAAAAGGACAGAUUUGGAUUUUUUUUUCAAGUCCAUCUUGACAGAAUAUUCACAUGCCAGUGUGUACAUUGAGGCGGCGACUGGUCACUGUACUUAUUCCUCCUGGCAAAGUGAGCCCUUUGUCGUGUGACUCCAGUGUCAGACACGGGGGACAGAAUAUCAGCUGAUGUAGCUCACAACAGAAAUGCACAACUAUAUCUGAGAUCACUUGUAGUUCACAGCUCUUCCAGCAGGGGGCACUGACAAGUUAUUUUUCAACAUCAUCAUUUAAAAAAACAAAAAUAAUAAACCUAAGAAAUCCAUAUCAAGAUGUUUGUGUUGCAAAAAAAAAGUCUACAAUACACAGACAAUAUAUUGAUUUUUGAGAAAUCAGGUUAUAAUCCACAGUGCUCGUUUUGCACUAAAAAGCAUUUUACUAACUGAAUAAACCUGCCGUUUGGGCUUGAGGACUUGUCGCUAUGACAACAGAUCCAGACAAACAAAAAAACAAGUUAAUCACGAGUGUCGAGUUCAGCAAAACUACAUGAAACUAACAGGACGUGUCCCUGCGCUGCAGCUCAGUGAGCAAACGCCUCUGUACCACAAAGACCAUAACUUCCUCCGUCUAACAGCUGAAUUCAGGAGUGCAUUUUGUCCCCCAGUGUAGUCGCACCAAGAAGGGACUGUUUCAUGGCCAGUAUGAACAGGAGGGAUGAUAACAGUGAUUUACGCAACAUAUAUGCCAUGUGAUAGACUUGCUAAAACUUCACAGCAUUCCCUACAGAGCGGCCAGUGAGUCCAAAGUCACAUAGAGAAAAAAUAAAGCCCCUCAGAUUGGACAGCUUGACUUGUAUUGGCCAGUAUUACCUACAGAACAAAGUGUGGCUUCUUUAGCACUGUUCAUCAUCACCGUAUCCCCACUGUAUCUCUGACGGGCAAACUGAAGCGCUUUCUCACUUUGAUUUUUAGGUCUCAGUGGGUCACGGAUUCGAUUUGAAGUCCACGCCGUCCUCAGCACCACUACAGAAACACAAUUAAACUGUGUGAUAAAUGAGCCGCCUUCUUCCUCUGUAAAUCCUGUACAUAAAGGCAUGUCGGCUCGAAACCAAAACGCAGCAAGUUACUUUGUACCACCACUGGUCAGUGUGUUGAAUUUGUUUUUGUCCGUUUGUUUCAGUCCAUCAGCCGAAGUAACUUUGUACAUCAGUGUUUUUUAGCCGUCAACAGCCGAACGUGUCUGGGUCAUGUUAUGUGGGGAGUUGUUAGUGUAAAGUGUGUCAUACUGUGUAAGCAUGUCAGACAAAAAUCUGCAACAUGAAAUCAAAAACUUGUUAAUGAUGUUAAUUAUAGCGUAUGAAAUACUGAUACUUUUUUUUUUUUUUGGAUUAACUUUUUGUGAAUUUUUAGAAACAGGUGAAAUUGUUUAUUUUAGAAUUUAUAUUUUUCAAAUGAAAUGUAUAUUGAAAAUAAACAGAAAUAUCAGACAGUGA
Molecule: messenger RNA, 6226 nt
Organism: Seriola aureovittata
Lineage: Eukaryota; Metazoa; Chordata; Actinopteri; Carangiformes; Carangidae
Gene: slc4a4a
Product: solute carrier family 4 member 4a
Exons: 27
Coding region: 250-3492 (1080 amino acids)
Biological process (GO): transmembrane transport; regulation of intracellular pH; monoatomic anion transport
Cellular component (GO): basolateral plasma membrane; plasma membrane
Molecular function (GO): monoatomic anion transmembrane transporter activity; sodium:bicarbonate symporter activity; solute:inorganic anion antiporter activity
Source: RefSeq, a predicted model, not a curated record